UCCAUAUCUUAUCAAAGGAAAAUCCAUUAGUGGCUGGCAAAACAAAUCCCAACCGAAACUCGCAAACAGCGCAAAGCAAUGUUUUGUCACUAUACAGCAAGGGCAGGUAGGCAAAUGAUAAGCAGUGCAAAGCAGGUGGUGAUGCUCACCCAGGCGAGCACGUUAGCAUCUCCACCCACACCUCUCUCAUCGCACCCCACUAACGUGCGCCUCGUACCCGAACCCAACCGCUCCUUCGUAACCAUGACCACCAAUAACGACGACCCUCACGAGGUCGACGCAAUAUUUCAGCGAAAGCACUCGCUCCGAUCCAAAUUACGCAAGGACCUCAAGAAUAUGGACCCAAUCCGGAGAUCCGAAGAAGAUAAUGCCAUUCAGAGUAUUGUAUUAGAAGCUCCAUGGUUUAAGGCUAGUAAGAGUUUAUGUGCUUAUAUUAGCUGUGCUGCUUUAAGAGAGGUUGACACAUCAAGAAUUGUGUCACAAGUUUUAUCCAAACCAACCCAAGAACAGAAAAAGCUUUAUGUUCCUCGUGUGGAGGACAGGAAUAGCAACAUGAGAAUGCUAAAGAUUUCGAGUGUUGAUGAUCUGAUUAUAAAUUCGAUGAACAUUUUGGAACCAUCUCUAGUAGAUUGUGAUGGGAAACAACGUGAAGAUGUUAUGGAGGCAAGCAAUCCAGUUGAUUUGUUCAUCUUACCUGGGCUUGCAUUUGACAGAUCUGGAAGACGUUUGGGCCGUAGUGGGGGCUACUAUGAUUUGUUCCUGAAGAAGUACCAAGAGCUUGCAAAGCAGCGGAAAUGGAAGCAGCCCCUCCUCGUUGCACUAUCAUAUUCUCUGCAGAUUGUGGAUGAAGGAGCUAUAGCUGUCACUUCCAAUGAUAUUUCAGUGGAUGCUCUUGUGUCCCCAGCUGGUUUCAUUCCUAUGAGCCCAGCUGCUUUGGACAGGGGUUAAUGUAAAGAAUCCCUCUUUUCUGCUCUACGUGAUGAAAGUUUGCCUACAAUUAAAUUGAAGCAUUUAAGUGAUUUCUAUGAAUCUAAAUCCACUGCAUCUUCAAAUUAGCAUGAGAGCUGCCUGGCAAUUCAUAGGUCUCCUUCCCUUUUUUUAGCUGAAAACAGGAUUGAAAGUAAUAUGGAUCAGGGCAUUUCUCUUGCUUUUGCUUAAAGUUGUAUAACCAUCUUAAAUUAGAUUGAAUCCUUUUGCAGCUUGAGAGUAUAUGUUUGACUGCUUUGAUAUAACAACAAUCAAAUUCUAGUCUCAAAAUUUUGGAGUCGACUAUGACUUCUCAAUAGACUAAUCAUGAUUGGCCACAUGUAUUCUUUUCUAUUAUUCUAUUCUAUCCAAAGUCAAAACAUUAAUUGCUUUUUA
Quercus robur (English oak) is the source of this 1362-nucleotide messenger RNA. Its product is annotated as 5-formyltetrahydrofolate cyclo-ligase, mitochondrial-like. The record is from RefSeq and is a predicted model, not a curated record. The transcript has 8 exons. The coding region runs from base 79 to 948 and encodes 289 amino acids. Gene Ontology annotation, biological process: folic acid-containing compound biosynthetic process; tetrahydrofolate interconversion. Gene Ontology annotation, molecular function: 5-formyltetrahydrofolate cyclo-ligase activity. Gene Ontology annotation, cellular component: mitochondrion. Lineage: Eukaryota; Viridiplantae; Streptophyta; Magnoliopsida; Fagales; Fagaceae.